UUCUUUCGUUUCAAUACCAAAUCUAAGUCCAAUACCAAUCACGGUGCUUCAAUACCAAAUGGAUUUUUCAAUACCAAAUGUACCCUAAUUUGGUAUUAAAAAAUACCAAAUGGCAACCCUGGCCCUAUUGUCGCCCCACAGAGGCCAUUAUUAAUUAUCCACUGAGUCAGUGUGUCUCAGUCGAUCUCAAACCGCACUGCGUAGUGUGCGCGGCUGUGAGUCGCUGUGUUCUAUAUAGUGGACUCUUGCGUAUACGUUAGGGGUGCCAGAUUCUGCUUUGAUCAAGGCAACACAUUUUGGUUUGCGGUGAUACGAUCCUUGGAGUGCUUGCUUGUGCUUGGAGAUAUUGUAAUACACUUCGCACAUUACUGUUCAUUCAGCCUAGAUACUCUCUCUUCGACUUUCUAAGACUACGGCCUCAGAGCACCCUGACAGUGCUAUCAAAAUGGAUCGUUAAGAAGUCAUCUUUGAAAGGCAAAGAAAAAGAGUUAAUUCAGGACUUCAACAAGAAGGAGGCAGAUUGUUCAUUUGUGUGCUGGUAUCCGCCGCAGCAGGAUUAUGAUUGCAAACGAAUCGCCACACUCGUCAAAAACGACAGCAACCCUGGACCACAUUGGCUGCCUGAACCAGGAGUCAUCUUUGGCCAAUACAAAACUUAUGAGGAGUGCCAACACGUCGUCGACGAAAUGGUAUCAAGUGAAAAUGUCGAAAGUCAGGCUUUGGCGAUGUUGCGGCAAUGUGAUAAGGAACAAAAAAGGAAGGCAAGAACGAUGGAAACAAAUGCAGAAGAAACUGCUAAAGAAAAAACUGCAGUACGUCCAACUGAAAAAGAUCCUGGUACAGCUCACGAAACUGCAAAGAAAAUACAUGCGGAGGCCCCGCUUUAUGGUGCUACAGAGGUAGACGAGAGGCCGGUCGUCAGAUCACCUCUGGCCAUUUCUCGGCCCGAGAGGGAGGACGUCGUCAGAUCACGUCCCCUGGCCAGUUCUCCGACCGAGAGGGACCUGGUCGUCACAUCACCUAUGGCCAGUUCUACGGCCGAGAGGGAGGUCGUCAGAUUACCUCUGGCCAGUUCUCAAGAUGUCAACAGAGCUGAAGGCAGACGAGACGCCAUUGACGUCUUUAGAGCAGAUACACCCAGUACGUCUGAUGAAGAACCCAGUGACGUACAAGUCCUGCCCGAGAAACAGCUGCCACAACAAAUACAAGAAAUUUUGAAUGUCGUACUAAAACAUGUAAGCAAAAAAUUUGAGGAAGUAAGCAAAAAAUUUGAGGAAGUGAAAACUUCUGUGGAUAACCUUCAGAAACAGCUGCAACCAGUACUUCCAGGACCUUCGCAGCGGGUGACUGACGGUGAGACACCUCUCCCUACCGGAUUUGUGCCUGUCCUUCCAAAGGACCCCUAUGAAGUGCUAACAUACUUCGGUUUUCCUGCUAGCACACCCGACAGUCUCGUAUCAAAACACAGGCACUACUUUCUUGGCAAUGCAUCGACAGAGCCAAUGAGAACUCACCGGUUGGCACUGAGGAAGGCAUUAGUUCAGCUAUGCCCGUUGCCCAAGCCUCAGUCGGGAAAAGGUGGCCUGACCCCCUGCAUCCGCCAACUCCUACAUUAUUUAGCACCCAGAGAUGUCUGGGUGCACUUCUGUUUGAAGGGCUACUCCAAAUCUAAGAGAAAUAUGGAGUCUGAAAUGCCGAAAUUUGUGCGCAUGAUUCAGGCGACAAUGAGCAUAAAACGCCAAGUCGACGAGUCGACGGUGAACGCUCAUUUAUCGGAGACAUUAAGGAAAGAAAGUGACAGAUCAGGCUUCCGUAACACGGCGCGACCCAAGAAAACGACAGCACCAAACACAAGCACACCGUCCACGUCGGACGUACCAGGAACGUCAGGGCAUGGGACUGGUCAAGACGAGGGAGAAAGUGACUCCGAUUAUAUCGACAACGAUGCGGAAAGUAUCGUACCGCUGUCGAGUGGUAAUGAUACCGACAGGGCUACAGAUGAACGGUACUCGGACGAUGAAGAAUCAAUCACUGAAUAACAAAGUAUAUAUAGAUACUGAGUGAAUAAAAAUAUAUUUUUUGCCCUGAUGUAGUUCUUUACGUGAUCGAUGUAAUCACAGUAUAAUUCCACCUUACUUCUUACUAACUAAGCAUGUUCUCAUACUUAAUUAACAGCUUAAAAAAUAUGUAACUCUCUCUGCUAUAUAAUCUAUUAUACAUG
This is a messenger RNA of Eriocheir sinensis (Chinese mitten crab), 2221 nucleotides long. RefSeq lists its product as uncharacterized. NCBI's taxonomy places the organism in Eukaryota, Metazoa, Arthropoda, Malacostraca, Decapoda, Varunidae. The transcript has 7 exons. The coding region runs from base 687 to 2039 and encodes 450 amino acids. The record is from RefSeq and is a predicted model, not a curated record.